AUGAAGUCGCUCCUGAUCUCCUCGCUCCUCCUGCCGCUAGCAACGGCCGUUGCGGUCCCGGAACGGGCUGCUAAGGUUGACUACAGAGGUUACAAGGCCCUGCGUGUCGACGUGGGCUCUGACGAAGCGGUCACGGCGAAGCUGUCGCAGCUCGCAGCCCAUGUGCUCAACCCUGGCACCACCGGGCCUAUCGAUGUCGUAGUCGCCCCUGAUUCGGUAUCUGCCCUCAAAGAGCUUGGCGUGAGCAGCACCGUGAUCGACGAGGAUGUUGGUGCGAGUAUCGCUGCUGAGGGAGAGCUUUCCCAAGCUCUCGCCGUUCCUGAUGCGUCCUGGUUCACGGCCUACCACCCAUAUGCCUCCCACCUGACCUUCCUAAACGACCUUCAAGCCAGCUUCCCGAACAACUCCGAGAUUUACACCAUUGGCGCAUCGAUUGAGGGCCGUGCUCUUACAGGCAUUCACCUAUGGGGCAGCGGUGGCAAGGGUUCCCAACCCGCCGUUGUCUUUCACGGAAACGUCCACGCUCGCGAAUGGAUCACAUCCAAGACGGCAGAAUACAUCGCCUACACGUUGCUUACCCAGUACGGGUCAGAUGCCGAUAGCACGGCCCUGUUGGACAGGUUCGACUUCUACAUUACUCCCGUCGUGAACCCUGAUGGAUUCGUUUACACCCAGACCUCGGACCGCCUGUGGCGCAAGAAUCGGCAGACCGUCAGCGGUAACACGUGUGUCGGCCGUGAUAUCAACCGUAACUGGCCAUACCAGUGGGCUGUCACAGGAGGUGCAUCAACAAACCCUUGCACCGAGACCUAUAAGGGCCAAGCGGAAAAUGACGCUCCAGAAACCCAGGGGCUUGUUGCUCAGAUCCUGGAGCUCAAGGAAUCCAGUGGUAUCUCUCUGUACAUUGACUUGCACUCAUACGGCCAAUACAUUCUGUGGGCUUAUGGCUACGAUUGCGACGCCAUUCCCGAGAACAAUGCUGCCCUCUCGUCCGCAGCCACCGCCGCCAAGACUGCCAUCUCAGGCGUCUCUGGGACGACGUACACGAUAGGACGAUCCUGUGACACGCUGUACCCCACCACCGGAUCCAGCGUGGACUACGUCGAUGCCGUUGGCAACGCAACGCUUAGCUACACCUACGAGCUCAGGGACUUGGGAACAUACGGCUUUGUGCUGCCGGCUGACCAGAUUCUGCCGACGGCCGUGGAGACCUGGGCUGGGAUUGUGGCUAUGCUCGAGAGGGCUUGA
This is a messenger RNA of Diaporthe batatas, 1248 nucleotides long. RefSeq lists its product as uncharacterized. The transcript has 4 exons. Gene Ontology annotation, biological process: proteolysis. Gene Ontology annotation, molecular function: metallocarboxypeptidase activity; zinc ion binding. The record is from RefSeq and is a predicted model, not a curated record. Lineage: Eukaryota; Fungi; Ascomycota; Sordariomycetes; Diaporthales; Diaporthaceae. The coding region runs from base 1 to 1248 and encodes 415 amino acids.